Messenger RNA from Haliaeetus leucocephalus (bald eagle), 5790 nucleotides. RefSeq names its product lymphocyte antigen 75 (gene LY75). The transcript is spliced from 35 exons. Lineage: Eukaryota; Metazoa; Chordata; Aves; Accipitriformes; Accipitridae. Gene Ontology annotation, molecular function: signaling receptor activity. The record is from RefSeq and is a predicted model, not a curated record. Bases 1 to 5193 code for a protein of 1730 amino acids.
AUGGCGCGGGCGGCGGGGCUCUGCCUGGCCGCCUGCGGCCUCGCCUGGCUCCUCGCCUGCUGCGCGGCCCGCCGACAACCCUCAGGCAAUGAGGCUUUUACCAUUCGCCAUGACACACUGAGCAAGUGUAUACAAGUUAAAAACUCACGGAUAGUGAUAGAUGACUGCAAGGACACAAGUGAAGCUUUAUGGAAAUGGGUAUCCCAGAAUCGCCUCUUUCAUUUGGGGUCCAAGCAGUGCCUGGGACUUGAUAUAUUCACCAAAUCACUGUCUCGCCUGAAAAUGGUUGAUUGUAACUCAGAACUAAUGCUGUGGUGGCGAUGUGCUGAUGCUUCUAUCCUUGGUGCAUCUCAGUACAAAGUGACUACCAAGAGUACCUAUGUAACUGCAAGCAUAAAUGCAACAGACCAGUGGAGAAGCAACAGUUCCUCCAAUGAUAUAUGUCAGUAUCCUUACCAUGAGGUUUAUACCAAAGAUGGGAACUCAUAUGGAAAACCCUGUGAGUUCCCCUUUCUGUAUAAUAAGACGUGGCAUCAUGACUGCAUUCAGGAUGAAACGCAUACGGGUGGGAAAUGGUGUGCCACAUCUGAAGAUUAUACUCAUGAUGGAAAAUGGGGAAUCUGCUUACAACCAGAGGAUGGUUGUCAUGAUAUCUGGGAACGUGAUCCGGGGUCUGAAAGCUGCUACCAGUUUAGUACACAGUCUGCUCUUUCUUGGAAGGAAGCUUAUAUUUCAUGUCAAAGGCAAGGGGGAGAUUUACUUAGCAUCCAAGAUGCAUCUGAAUUAAGUUACAUACAAGCUAAGGAUGGCGUUGCUGAGAUCUUUUGGAUUGGUUUAAAUCAACUGGACGUUUCUGGAGGUUGGCAGUGGUCAGAUCACAAACCUUUGAAUUUUCUCAACUGGCAUCCAGAUAUGCAGAGUUUGUCCCCACUGGAUGGGACUAGCUGUGUGGUGAUGAAUGCUGCCUCAGGUCAGUGGCAGAGUUACCAUUGUGGGACUCCACUUCCAUACGUUUGCAAAAAGUCACUCAAUGAAGUUUCAAGCCUUCCAGAGUUUUGGAGACACUUGGAUACUCGCUGUGAUUCAGGCUGGGUUCCCCACAAUGGUUUUUGCUACAUGCUGAUAAACAACCAGGCACCUUGGAGUACAGCAGAUGAGUUGUGCAAAGCAAAUAAGAGUAACCUCAUCAGCAUACACUCAUUAGCAGAUGUCGAACUGGUUGUUACAAAGCUUCAUAAUGAUGCUAUGGAAGAAAUGUGGAUGGGUCUCAGGAAUGAAGAUGUACCAACCUUGUUCAAAUGGUCAGAUCACUCAGCUGUGGUUUUUACAUAUUGGGAUCAGAAUGAACCAAAAGUUCCUUUUAACAGCACUCCUAACUGUGUGUCAUAUUCAGGCGAGCUGGGACAGUGGAGAGUCAAAUCCUGUGAAGAAAAAUUGAAAUAUGUGUGCAAGAAAAAAGGAGAGAUUUUGAAUGAAACAAAAUCAGAUAGAAGUUGUUCAUUGAAAGAGGGAUGGGAGAGACAUGGAAACUACUGUUACAAGAUUUAUAAAACAGAAGUUUCAUUUGGAGCACAGUGCAAUCUUACAGUGAUGAACAGAUUUGAGCAAGAAUUUAUAAACAGUCUAAUUAGAAAACACACCAAAGUUGCAGAAAAAUACUUCUGGACUGGUUUGCAGGAUAUUAGCCAGUCAGGAAUAUAUUCCUGGGGUACAGUGGAUGGGGAAAAAACUGAAGCUGUGACAUACACUAACUGGAAUUCCUUGCAACCAGCAUUUUCAGGAGGAUGUGUGGCCAUGCCCAGUGGAAGUUCUCUUGGAAAGUGGGAAACUAAGGACUGUAAAACCACUAAAGCAUUUUCUGUCUGCAAAAAAUACAUUGGGCUGCCCAAGGAGCCAGAAGUGCUCCCAAAGCCAACUGAUCCCUGUCCGCCUGGAUGGCACAAUGGAUCUGGCCUUGCCUGCUACAAGUUCUUCCACAGUGAAAGAGUGCUGCGAACCAGGACCUGGGAAGAGGCAGAAAGGUUCUGUGAAGCACUUGGAGGCCAUCUGCCUAGUUUUAGUCACUCAGAAGAAAUCAAGGCACUUCAUUCUAUCCUGAGAAAAAUAAUCAGCAAUGACAGAUGGGUAUGGAUUGGAAUGAAUAAGAGGAGUCCCGAUUCUUUGGGAACCUGGCAAUGGAGUGAUGAUAAACCCGUAACUAGUGUUGUUAUGCCACUUGAUUAUCUGGAAGAUGAAUAUGAUACAAGAGACUGUGCUGCAUUAAAGACCUCUCAGUUUUCACGGAGAUCAUUUUGGAGAUUUUAUUUCCAUGAAGGCAGAGACCUGGAAUUUUACUUCAAGCCUUUUGAUUGUGAAGCUAAGCUUGAAUGGGUCUGCCAGAUAACAAAAGGUAGCAUUCCAAAGACACCUGAGUGGUAUAUACCAGAUGAAAUCGGAAUUCAUGGAGCCCCACUUGUAGUUGAUGGAGCAGAGCUGUGGUUUGUACCAGAUAAAAACCUGACCUUCCAAGAAGCUAUUUUCUACUGUCAAAAAAAUGAUAGUGAUUUAGCCUCUGUGGAGUCUUAUCCAAAACUCAGGACAAUACUGUCUCAAAUAGAAAAGUUAUCAAACAGCGAACAGAAGUGGUGGCUGAAGUUUAUUGAUUAUGGUUACAGCUAUCAUUCACCUUUACAGUUAUUUUCACGCUUCCAUGAUCGAUUCCUGAGAGAUUGCUGGUAUGUUUCUAGAAAGAACUGGUAUAGAGACUACCCAGUGAACUGUAACGUGAAACUCCCCUUCAUCUGUGAAAAAAAAAAUGCCUCCUUACUAGAGAAACAUGAUCCCAGUUACCGCCCUGUCAGAGGAGGUUGCCCUAAAGGUUGGCAUCAGUUCCGGAGUAAGUGUUUUCUAAAGAUGAAACCCGAAUAUUUAACGUUUAAUGCAGCUAAUGAAAAGUGUGUAACUUUUGGAGGCUCUCUUCCAUCUAUCUCAAAUCAAGCUGAGCAAGAUUAUAUAACAUCCUUGCUUCCUGGUAUGCCAAAAGAUAUUUGGAUUGGUUUGCAGUUUCUGUUCAGCACAAGGGAAAACAAAUGGAUAGAUGAGAGUAGACUGUUGUAUAGUAACUUUCACCCACUCCUGACAGGAAGAUUAAGGAAAAUUCCACUCGACCUUUUUGAUGAAGAAUUUAACAAUCAGUGCGGUGUAAUCCUUAAUGAUCCCAAAUCACAGUAUGUUGGAACAUGGAAUUUCACUGCUUGUGCUGACAGGCACUUCUUGGGUAUAUGCCAGCGGCCUAUAGGAGCUGCUGAUAACCAGACAGAGCAAGUCCUUAAUGAAACAUUGAGCUAUCAAAAUGUUCAAUACAUGGUAAUUCCGAAGAAUUUGUCCUGGGAUGAUGCAAUGGCUGCAUGCAUAAAUAACAAGAUGCAGCUGGUUAGCAUCACAGAUCAGUUCCAGCAGGCUUUUCUUGCUGUUCAGGCUGCCCUUCGUAAUUACCCACUGUGGAUUGGACUCUUCAGCCGAGAUGGUGGAAAACACUAUGGCUGGCUGGAUGGGAAACAUGUUAGUUUUAGUCGCUGGUCUGAAGAUGAUGAAGAAACAAGCGAAGAAUGUGUGUUUUUGGAUACUGAUGGCUUCUGGAAAACUUCUGACUGUUCCUCUGAAAAUCGAGGUGCUAUUUGCUAUGCAUCAGAAAAGAAGAUUGAAAAAGAACAAGUUACACAAGUUAAGUGCCCACAUAAGAUUAAAAAUACACCCUGGAUAUCAUUUAGAAACAAUUGUUACACUUUUAUGAUAACAAAAAAUAGAUGGAGAGAACUGAAGUCUCAAGAAGCUCAUCAUUUAUGCAAGAAAAUGAACCCAGAAGCAUUUGUUCUGAGCAUUCGAGAUGAAGAAGAGAAUAACUUUGUUACUGAGCAGCUUCAUUCAUUCAGCGGUCUGGCUAUGUGGGUCUGGUUGGGUGUGAUUUAUGAUGACAGUGAUAAAGUUCUCAAGUGGUAUGAUGAAACUCAUCUGACUUACAAUAACUGGAGGCUGGGAAGACCUAACAUAAAGAAGAACAGUUUUUUUGCUGGUGUAAAUCUUGAUGGAUUUUGGGAUAUUUACAAUUAUUCUCAAAGUUGGCAUGCUCAUCACUAUAACGUGUACAGUAUACUAGCCUGUAAAAUUGAAAGGGGACCCCAACAGCUCAAGCCUCCAUUGCCUGAGUCUAUUCCACACGGAAACAGAACAUACAGGAUCCUUCAGAAAAAGUUAACAUGGUAUGGGGCAUUGAGAGAAUGCAAACAAAAUAGGAAUGAUUUAGCAAGUGUACACAGUGAAUCACAACAGUUAUUUCUAGAAGAUAUUGUCAAGCAGGAUGGCUAUCCUCUGUGGCUUGGGCUGUCAAUUCAUGAUGGAAGUAAAGCUAAUUUUGAAUGGUCAGAUGGAAGCGACUUCGACUACUAUCCUUGGGAAUUAGAAAAUUCAAAUACUACCGAGAACUGCGUUCUCUUGGAUACUAAAGGAUCUUGGAACCGUACAGAAUGUACAAAUGUUGCUGAAGGUGCCAUUUGCUAUAGCCCUCCAAACAAGAGACAAUUACAGCCAAAGCAAGUGAGCAGAGCCCCGGGAUGCCCGCAGAUCAGUGGUACCCUAAAGUGGAUACAGUAUAAGGAUCAUUGUUAUGCAUUUGAUAUGGCGUUCUACAAUUUUUCAGUAUAUAACAUGGAAGAUGCUAAGAAAGUCUGCCAGAAACUGAAUCCUUCAGCAACCCUUCUGACUAUAGUGGAUGCUGAAGAAAAUGCAUUUGUGAGCACACACAUAAAGGAAAAUGAUCUCAUCACCAAGAAUGUAUGGCUUGGCCUGGCUCAGAGCUCUAAGGAUCAGUCCCUGAACUGGCUCGAUGGCUCAUCAGUUAAUUAUGUCAACUGGGAAAAUAAAACUGCAGCAGUCAAUGAAAAAUGCAGUGUUAUCCUGUCCACAACUGGCACAUGGUCCAAAGUUGACUGCAGUCGUAGUCAAAGCAGAGUGGUUUGUAAAGCUCCUCUAGGUUCUAAUCAUACUGGUGUGGCUGUAGCAUUUGCCCUGCUAAUUAUCUUAGUCUUGAUUGUUGGAUUAGUAUGGUAUCUCUAUAAAAAGAAGCGUCUUCACUGGAGUGCCUUCUCUUCAGUACGCUAUCAAAGAGGGAUGAAUGAUGAUGAAACUGAUGAUGUGUUGACAAAGGAUAGCUAUUGAGAAACUGUUCCUUCUGGGCAAUUUAGCAUGAACUUCACUAUGUGAAGUCAUAAGGAAUUAACUACUUGAUGUUUUAUUACUUCAUUUUGGAAAAGUAAUAAGAAGGUUAUUAAUGGGGGCUAAAUUUUGUUCUUUUAUACAAGUGCAAUUUUUACGCAAGUCCAUGGUAAUUAUUUACAUUUGGCCUCAGCCAUUUAAGGUGCAAGGUUUCUAGAGUUCUGUGAUAUUUUUUAAUUUACUAUUUUCUCUCUUUCCUGGAAAGCAUUUUAAUGGAUAAUUAAUGCCAACAGUACUUCAUGCAACAUCACCUUAACAAAUGUACUUAAAAUUGCUACAUGAAUUCUGUAAGUUUGUACAAUUACCCACCAACAACUUCAUGCCAAAUGAUGUACCAUUUUGAUAUGCUGUAAAGGUUUUGCUGCUAGCAUUGGGUUACCCUGUAGAAGCAACUUUUGUAAUAAGCAGUUAUAAAUUUUGAUAUAGCAGGGGAGAAGGGAGAUACCAGACAACUAAGUGUUCAUUCCCAUCCAACUAAAACUUAAAUUUUCUUGUUAUAGUGGAAGAAGAUCAUAUUGUGAUUUGCCCCCCACAAAGACA